Molecule: messenger RNA, 3228 nt
Organism: Xiphias gladius (swordfish)
Lineage: Eukaryota; Metazoa; Chordata; Actinopteri; Istiophoriformes; Xiphiidae
Product: proline-rich protein 7-like
Exons: 6
Coding region: 238-1773 (511 amino acids)
Source: RefSeq, a predicted model, not a curated record
CACAGCAAAACAGAGCCGACGACACAGCCGUCUGCACGGUGAUAUUCCGCGGGUGUCUGGCGCUGGUGCCCGGUGUGCGGAGCGGAGUCUGGGAGGCGCAUCCGUCCGACCGUCCGUGGGAAUGGCGGACGGGGAGGCCGCCGUGUGUGUGGAGUGGGACAGCGGUGAUGGGAGUUUGACAGAAUAACAUCCCACCUCUGCAUCUCCAUUUCCCCUUGUUUAGCUCCAGCUCUGGCCAUGGAUCCUGACAAAGAGUUGACAUUCUGCCACGGGUUGAAGGCUGAGGAGAUGACCAUGUCCCUGCAGGGGCUGGACGGCACUGAAGCUGCUACGGUGGCCGUUUCUCAGAAGGAGGCUGACGGGAUCGCAAUUAAUAAGGUGGUGAAGCAGCACGCGGGCUCAGGUAGCCAGCCUGUAUUCAGCCCCAAGUACUGUCCUGGAGUAAACAACAAUCCCGGUUACUUGUGUGAAACAGGACACUGCUGCGGAGAGACAGGCUGCUGUACCUACUAUUAUGAACUCUGGUGGUUCUGGCUUCUGUGGACGGUGCUGAUCCUCUUCAGCUGUUUCUGUGCUUACCGCCACCGCCGGGCCAAACUGAGAAUCCAACAGCAGCAGAGACAGAGAGAGAUCAAUCUGAUCGCCUAUAAUGGAGCCUGCAACUACCCUUCCUCAAUGCUGGAUCUCAGUUUUCUGGCUUCCUUCAAGUUGCCCUCCUACGAGGAGGUGGCUGCACAGCCCAGCACACCUCCUCCGCCUUACAGCUCUGUCUUUGCCCUGCAGGGAGGUGCCAUUGGGGGUCCUAGCUCCUUUUUCCCCCAUCAUCACCACCACCGUCACCCCUGUCCGCCCUACCUGGGCCCCAGCCCCAGUGGCCUGACUUCCUCCCAGAGCUCUGACAACUACACCAGCUGCUCCUGCGAGUCGUGCUCCCUCACCUCCCCCUCGAGCACCUCCUUCUCUGUCCAGGUAACAGAUGAGAUGUACGACAGCAGCCGCAUCUCCACACCCAGUGAAGCAGGGGGCGACUGUGCAGUCAUACCAAGGGUUGGGGCCACCUUCACACCAACGCCCUCCCCGCCACCUCAAUCACAGCUUCCACCUGAUGUUAUACCCGUGGCUGCUCCAGAUGUCAUACCUGUGCAGAGACGUUCCUCUAAUGGCAGCGAAGGAGUCUCACCUCCGCCUCCAACACUUUCUCUUCCUUUACACUCCCUUCCUUCACACCCUUCUCGCCUCCCACUUUCUCCCCUUAUCCUGUUAUCUUCCCUCCCACCUGGUCAAGUCCGUCCUUUUGUCCUCUCAAAUCCGCUUGGAGCCAUGGCUGUUCAGAAAGAGAAAGAAGAAGAGGCCUCACCUCAUGGUCCAACACUCAGGCCCACACCGUGUCCCCCUAAACAGGCACUCUUCUCCUCAAAUGUGGCUGUUUUCACACAUUGCAACAGCAAAGAAGAGCAGAAACGAGAAAAAGAAGAGGAGGAAGAGGAAGAUGACGAGGAGGAUCACUUCAGGCAUCGGCGACUUACCGGUGACUCGGGCAUUGAGGUAUGUCGCUGCCACGUGAAGAGAGAGGAACAAGAGGACGAGGAACUGCAGAAGGGGCAUUUUGUUAAAGGAGGGAAAGAGGCUGUGAAGCGCCAGGAGAAGGCAGACGUGCUGCGUGACAGCGUGGACUGUUCCCUCCGAGCGAAGGCCAGCGGGCAGCCACCACUCCUGGAUGCCUGCGCUGAGCAGCAUGGCCACGUCUCCUCGUCCUCCAGUGUCAUCCAGUAGACAGGCGAGGCCAUCAUCACUGUGGAGUCCUCGUGGGCUGACAGCCAGUGAGCUGUAGUCAAACAAGUGGGGAAAAAAGUAAGAUGUUUAUGCUGUAUGGCAUCCUUACAGAUCAAGACUAGUAGGUGAAAAGUUGAAUCACUUAAGAAAAGUCUUGCAGGUCUUUCUGGUUGCAGGCCAAGGGACAGGAUGAGAAAGAAAUCCAUGUGUUUUCUCUGUGUUCUAGUUCAAAUGAGAACCCUACAGCUGAAAGUCAUGUUUUGUAGUUAGUUUAAUUUGGUUUGUGGAGUCGGCAUAUCUUGUUCUCUAAAGUGAUUAAAAUACCAAUGAAUUGUUCUUUCUCUUUCUCCUUCAUCUUCCCACAUACUAACCAAAUGCAUUUUUACAAGUGGCUGAGUGUCAACAUACCAACAUCCCUCUACUGUUUACUUGCUAUCCCUCUUUUCUCUGCAAGACGCAACAUUGCUAAAAUAGCAUUUUUGCUCUUUGCAAUGAAAUCCCUCAUAGUCAGUGGUUCCCAACCACGGGGUCAGGACCCCUCAAAGGGGUCUAAAGAUAAAUCAGAAGGGUCAAAAGAGGAUUAACAGUGUAAAAAAAAGAAAACAUAGUUCUGCUGCACAGAAUUACAUGUUAAUUUUCUGAUGUUUCUCUAAUCUUUGCUUUUUUUAUGUGAAAUAAUGGAUAGUUUCACAAUUAAAGAUCAUUCAAAUUAAAGAAUCUGAGAAGCCAAAAUCAAUCUUUGGUGGAACUGCUCACAACUUAUUACAUAUGCAAUGUAUGAUGGAUAUCAACAAAAUAUUCUUUCAAUUUAAGGGGUAAUACGGCAAAAAGGUUUGGAACCACUGCCUUAUAUAGUAUAGCAGUUUGAUCAGCAUUUGCAAUCACAUUUUCUUAAAUGGGGCAAAAAAAAAAAUUCUAGGAGUAUAUGAAUGAAAAUCAUGGAACAGUUUGUUUGCAAAAGAGGAGCUCGAAAACAAUCGUCAUAUAGUCCAGAUUUACUGGCUUCCAACUUUUGAAGAACUCAAGAGUUCAGAGAUGUUGAUCAAUGAAAUAUUCAGAAAGUUUCUAUCUUGUUGUAGGGCGAAUUUUUGCUUUCACCAGCCGACUCCCCUCUGUUUAUCAGAAGAAAUAAUGACAGAAGGCAACUAACAUGACUCAUUCAAGGGGUGUGUGUUUUAUACAUUAUUUCUUAUGUGGUUUCUGCAAUGAAAAGGGGAGCAAACAUUAAUUGAAAUGUGUGGCUGGCAAAGCUUUACAAUGGUACUAUGAUUAUACAUUGUUGUUUCAGACUGUUACAUGAAUAUACUGUAUAAUUAGCUGACUUUUUGACUUUGGAUGUAAUGUGCUUGAACAUGUUCCCGGUUGGUCAUUGCCAUUUUUGCAAGGCAAUGCAAAUCUGAUUCCUCCAUGGAUGGACUGUUGAGUUUUUACAAGGCAGAAACUUUAAGCCUAAUC